GCAGGAAGUGUUGGUACGGCGCAGAGAUGGUAGAGAUGGCGCAGCCUGCCCGCCUUUGAAAACAUCCGGUUACUGCGUUACUGUCACAUUAUUACUCAUGUAUUCGCGGAAAAAUGUCGUCGGAUUUGUUGUUAGACGUCGAGGAUCAUUCGAAGCUCAGCUGUAUAAUGACUAGUGGCGCGGGGGGUAUUUCCAUCGACCAGGAUGGAGAGUGGGAUAUCAGUUUGUUUGACGAGUUGGACGAACUGUGCGAUGCGGAUGAGCUACUGCAAGCGCUUGUGAGCGCUGACUACGCCAGUAGUGCAGCUGAUCUAAACCUGGACAUUGACCCACCGGUGUGGACCUCCGAUGGUUGGGGAGACUCUGGGAGCACCUCUCCUGAUGUGUCAGGGGACUGUCUUUCUCCGAGCCGCACACUCAACUCUGGGUCAUCACCUGGGUCCGUGGAGGCCCGCUCACCGUACUCUCCAUAUGGUGACGCUCUAUCUCCCCUCUCCCCUGAGUCUCAGCCCUCUCCUGUGUCCAUGUGCUCCGACUCCAGUGGCUUCUCUGAGCUGCCGCUGGAGCAGAAGCCAGUCAGGAAGACCAGCCAGACACGAGCUAAGUCUGCCCAGCCAGUUAAAAGACCCAUUCACGUGAGCCCCAAGGUUUCCAUCCAGCCCAAACCCCUCAUCACCACCAUGCCACUGCCCCGGGUGACUAGUCCUCUCCAGGCUAAGGCCAUCAUCAUCCAGCCUGUACAGACCACCAUACUGCCCAUGGUCAAAUCCCCACCGCUCUCUAUCCAGCCUGCGCCACCCGCAGGUACCUCUGUCCUGCUGUCUCCACCCACUCAGGUGCUCAAGCUCCACCCCUCUCAGACGAUGGCGACUCAGGUGCUGACUGUGCCCACCUUGGCCCCAGAUGGACCUGUCCACCUGUCCAGCGCUGCCCCUCCCCCGCUACCUGUAGCUGUGUCCUUCCAAACCCCACCGUCAGACGAGGAUUCCAGCAUUUCGCGGCGACAGCAGCGGAUGAUAAAGAACAGGGAGUCUGCGUCACUCUCACGCAGGAAGAAGAAGGAGUACCUGCUGACGCUGGAGGCCCGCCUGAAGGUGGCACUGUGUGAGAAUGAGAAGCUGAAAUGUGAGAACGGCACACUGAAGAGGCAGCUCGAGGGCCUGCGUAGUGAGAAUACUGUACUAAAGGCAACUGCUCCAAAGAGACGAGCCGUGUGUCUCAUGGUAGUCCUCAUCUUUCUCGUCUUCAACGUUGGUCCAAUGAUUCUGUUGGAGGAGAGAAGUGGCCCCGUCAUGGCCGCGGGGCCUGGUCCCAGUAGCAGACACCUGCUGGACUUCUCACCAGAGACAAAGAGCAACAGUGCGGCAGAGUUGGGGCCAUCACACACUGCACACAGACAGGAGCCUGGGGAGGCCGCGCCCGAGGAGAAGGCCCUGAUGGUUGUUAAACGCGAACCUCUCUUAAGACCUGCACCUCCAUGCCAGCCCCCCCUCAACAAGACCAAGUGCAUGAAAAUGGCCAGUGAGCUGAGGGGCUGGGUCCACCGCCACGAAGCCGAGCGGACCAAGAGUUGGCGCAGUGGCAGCGGCGUCCAUCCCAGAGCCAGAACCAUCCCGAGAUCGAGCAGUAAGAAAGGCGAGGUGGCCCAGAUCGUCACCCUGCAGUACUCCGCCUCCUCAGAGAAGCGGUCAGGCAGCGAGCUGCAGGUGUACUAUGGCCCUCACCACGUCUACACUGAUUUCUUCGACGAGAUCAAUCGGAGAGGAGACACCUUCUAUGUGGUCUCCUUCCGCAGGGACCACCUUCUGCUGCCUGCCACCAACCACAACAAAGGAAGCAGGCCCAAGAUGUCCCUGGUCCUGCCAGCAGUGAACAUCAAUGACAGUGUGAUAAAGGACAAAGAGUUUGAGGUCAUGAUGCAAAUUGACUGUGAGGUCAUGGACACCAGGAUCUUACACAUCAAGUCCACCAGUGUACCACCAGUCCUGAGGGCGAAUGACACGCGCACGGACUCGCUCUACCACCCGGGCCCGAACAGCUCCCGGCCUACGGGCCCCGUGGGAGUCUUGGUGGGCUCGGCUUGAGUCCAGCAGUCUGCAGAGGCCUCGGCCCGCGACCAGCCUCCUCCUUUCUAUCACAUUUCGAUUUCCUUCCUUCUGCCUUUUUAAACACAUUUAUAGUGAAGUUCUGACAAAGAAACUUUGAUUUGUCCCAGUGACCUCUAUCAGCCUCACAUCACCCCUCCCGUAUUAAGUGCUUAUUCCAGUCUCACGUAAGUGAUUUGUGUACCAUAGAGACUUGGCUUUUAGGCGUGCCUAAUCUCAGGAAGCAGGGUACAGUUCACAUUAGGACCACACAGGUGGAAAUGCAUUGUGGUGGGGUGUGUGUUGACUUUACGUUGGGUAUUGUGGAGCUGUUUGCAUUCUGCAUGCGAUGAGUUUUUGAAUGAAGUUUUUGAAUGAAUAUUUAUGAAGUUUUAUUACUGCAUUUAUGACUUGGCAGUCAUACAAGCUCAUCUUUGAUAAAUUUUCUUUAAUUUUGUAAGUGUCUGGCGAACAGUUACUAGACAUUGUCAUUGUUUAAAAGUAAGAAAAAUAUUUUAUACUUACUAACCUUUUUAUGUUUAGUGGGGGGGGGGGGGGGGGUAUGAGACAUAAAAUACAGAAGCCUUUGAGAGUUCCUGGAGGGGAUUUUUGGACGAGCGUCCUUUAGGGUGUUGAGUUUAACGAUGCCUCUCUAUUAUCCCUGCGAGAAUUGUGAGAAUUUCUGUGCUGGUGUAUUGCACUUGUAUUAAAGUUCACUUAAUACAUUUGUACUUUAAUUCAUAUUUUGUUUCACACUGGUUAAGAAAGUUAAGAAAUAUGUGGUGUGUGUGUUUUUUCUUCAGUAAGGGCAUUAUAGCCAAAGUCUAGACUUGUUUUAGUUCUAUGUUCUUUCCAGUCUGGUGUCUUGAAUAUACUCUUAGUCCCAGUCACUCCCUCAACCCCCUAAUGUAAUGUUACCACAGCCAUUACUCACCAGUUAAAGGUGCAACUGCAGGCCGUCCCACCUUAAGGACAUGACCGCGUUCUUAGCUGUUGGGAUGUAACAAGUGAAGGAGGUGAAGGUGCGUUUUAAACUUAAAACAUGAGUAAGAAGUCCAGUACAGAUGAAUCUCAGAAUCCAGAGUCAGAACUGGUAGUGGCUAAACAUGAUUUGUUUAAAAAUGAUUACUCAGACCACAGUGAGUACAACUUUUUUUUUUUUUUCGGGUUUUGUCGUCUCAUUUUUAAUGCUUUUGUUUAUAUUUUAUCACUUGAAAAGAAUUUACCACUGCAAAAGAAAUAAACACUGGACUCUG
This is a messenger RNA of Electrophorus electricus (electric eel), 3340 nucleotides long. RefSeq names its product activating transcription factor 6 (gene atf6). Lineage: Eukaryota; Metazoa; Chordata; Actinopteri; Gymnotiformes; Gymnotidae. Gene Ontology annotation, molecular function: RNA polymerase II cis-regulatory region sequence-specific DNA binding; DNA-binding transcription factor activity, RNA polymerase II-specific. Gene Ontology annotation, biological process: endoplasmic reticulum unfolded protein response; regulation of transcription by RNA polymerase II. The record is from RefSeq and is a predicted model, not a curated record. Gene Ontology annotation, cellular component: nucleus.